This is a messenger RNA of Pristis pectinata (smalltooth sawfish), 1282 nucleotides long. RefSeq names its product enoyl-CoA delta isomerase 1 (gene eci1). The record is from RefSeq and is a predicted model, not a curated record. Gene Ontology annotation, biological process: fatty acid beta-oxidation. Gene Ontology annotation, cellular component: mitochondrion. The coding region runs from base 39 to 959 and encodes 306 amino acids. The transcript is spliced from 7 exons. Gene Ontology annotation, molecular function: enoyl-CoA hydratase activity. Lineage: Eukaryota; Metazoa; Chordata; Chondrichthyes; Rhinopristiformes; Pristidae.
CCCGCCUCAGAGUUUCCGGUUUCCGUUCCCGGCAGAGAAUGGCGUCGCUGUUGAAGGCGGUUCGAGGGUUUUCCUCAGGGCAUACAUCACUUUAUGGGAUUAAAAAUUUACAAUACAAGUCCAGAAGGAUUUUGUGCCAAUUACCUUGCAAGUCAUCAAGCCAGAGGAGAUCAUUCACAAAUAAGAACAUGAAUGUGGAACUGGACAACAACACAGGAGUUGCUGUGAUUAAGAUGAAGAAGCCUCCUGUUAAUAGUCUAAGCCUGGAAUUUCUCACAGAGUUCGCAAUUAGCAUGGAAAAACUUGAGAUGGACCGAGAAUGUCGUGGAGUAAUCCUCACUUCUUCUAUUCCCAACGUCUUUUCUGCUGGCUUGGAUAUCAAUGAGAUGUAUGGGAAGUCACCAGAGCAUACAGGGGAGUUCUGGAGAGCUGUUCAGGAAAUGUGGUUGAAGUUGUACGGAUCUAACCUGGUGACCAUAGCUGCAAUCAAUGGAGCCAGCCCUGCUGGAGGAUGCCUCAUGGCAAUGGCUUGUGACUACCGAAUUAUGGCAGAUAAUCCAAAGUAUGGGAUUGGCCUUAAUGAAACAAAGCUUGGAAUUUUUGCACCAUUCUGGUUCAAGGACACCAUGACAAGUACCAUUGGAAAGAGAGCUACAGAACAUUCUCUUCAACUUGGUCUAUUGUACAGUGCUCCAGAGGCUUUGAAAAUUGGACUUGUUGAUCACCUCGUGCCACAAGAUAAAAUUAUGUCAACUGCUUUGAGCAUCAUGUCAGAAUGGUUGACUAUUCCAGAUCACGCUCGGCAAAUUACCAAGGCCAUGAUGCGGAAGCCAACACUUGAUCGACUUUUGACUCAAAGGGAAUCAGAUAUACAAAGUUUUGUCAAUUUUAUUGGCAAAGAUUCUAUUCAGAAGUCACUUGAGAUGUACAUGGAGAUGCUAAAACAAAGAAAAAGUUGAGUAACUAUGUUGUUAAACAGGGUGUCAUGACUUAUUGGAUAAUGAUUCUAAAGACUCUCUUAAUAUCUAAUUGUAUUUUUCUUUAAUUAUUUCAAGAGAUCUUGGAAUUUUCUGUAAUUUUAUCAAUGAAAAUUUACAUCCUUUUCAAAAUGACUGAAAGACAAAUGGAAUUUGUGUCCAAACCCUUUGUGAUUUAGAAUGCGAAAGUGCCUAAAUCUGCUGCUGUCAGUCUCUUGAUUGUGCAGUUUAAUCAAGAAUAACAAGUAUCUUGUAGAAUGCCUGAGUGCUUUAAUAGUAAUUAAAACAAUAUCUUCUCAGUGUAA